Messenger RNA from Lathyrus oleraceus (garden pea), 1287 nucleotides. Its product is annotated as zinc finger BED domain-containing protein RICESLEEPER 2-like. The coding region runs from base 1 to 1287 and encodes 428 amino acids. The transcript is spliced from 2 exons. The record is from RefSeq and is a predicted model, not a curated record. NCBI's taxonomy places the organism in Eukaryota, Viridiplantae, Streptophyta, Magnoliopsida, Fabales, Fabaceae.
AUGGGUCAGCCUAAUCAAACUAUACAUACUCAAUAUGUCAUGAAUGAAGUUGGUUCAACCGCAACAACUGAAGUUGUUGGAGCACAAUUAGUUAAUUCCCAACCUACAAAGAAGAGGAAAGCUAGUGCAAGUGGUUCUAGGCAAUCAUCUGCUUGUUGGGAGCACUUUAUUAGAUUACCAGAUGACUUAGUUGAUACACCAACUGCAGCUUAUGAACAACCAUUUAGUGCAGUUGAGGGGGAAGGUUUUAAGUACUAUUCUAAAGUAAUGCAGCCCCAAUUUACUCUCCCAUCUAGGCGUACAGUAGCUAGAGACUGUUUUCAGCUACACUUGGAUGAGAAACAAAAACUAAAAGCCUUCUUUAAGUCUGACUGCAAUAGAGUAGCACUUACUACUGAUUGUUGGACUUCUAUCCAAAAUCAAAACUACUUAACCCUUACGGCACACUUUGUGGAUAACAAAUGGAACUAUCAAAAGAGAAUUAUAAGCUUAACAGUUAUUCCAAACCACAAGGGUGAUAUGGUAGGUAGGAAGAUUGAAAAGGCGUUAAGGGAUUGGGGAAUUAGGAAUGUGUCUACCAUAACUGUUGAUAAUGCAACUUCAAAUGAUGUAGCUGUAGCAUAUUUGCAUAGAAAAAUAUCAACUAUGAAUGGGAUGAUGGGGGAUGGAAAAUGUUUUCAUAUGAGGUGCGCUGCUCACAUAUUGAACUUGGUGGUAAAUGAGGGUUUGAAAGAUAAGCAUUUGUCUAUUACUAGUGUUAGGGAUGUUGUUAGAUUUGUCAAGUCCUCACCUCAUAGGGCAGCCAAGUUUAAAGAAUGCAUUGAAUUUGUUGGAAUAACUUGUAAAAAACUAGUAUGUCUCGAUGUUUCAACUCGUUGGAACGCGACAUAUUUGAUGCUUGAGGCUGCAGAGAAGUUUCAAGCUACUUUUGAUAAGCUUGAGUAUGAAGAGUCGAGCUAUAGGGAGUUCUUUGGAAAAGGUAGUCCUCCUAGUAGUGAUGAUUGGGACAUUGUUAGAGCUUUUAUCUCUUUUUUAAAGUUAUUCUAUGAAGCAACUAAUGUUUUUUCCACCUCUCAAAGUGUGAGUUUGCAUAGUGCUUUUCACCAAGUGUCUGCGAUCUAUUGUGAGCUGAAGCAAACUACUAUGAACUUGAAUGGUGUUAUUGCAAGUGUGGGUGGGGACAUGAUGGAAAAGUAUAAUAGAUAUUGGGGGUGUGCUACUAAGAUGAACAAGUUGAUUUAUUUUGGAUCCAAGAUACAAGUUGGGUUAUAUUUAGUGGACUUUUAA